Bombyx mori (domestic silkworm) is the source of this 1185-nucleotide messenger RNA. Its product is annotated as juvenile hormone binding protein an-0128. The coding region runs from base 277 to 1119 and encodes 280 amino acids. NCBI's taxonomy places the organism in Eukaryota, Metazoa, Arthropoda, Insecta, Lepidoptera, Bombycidae. The transcript is spliced from 6 exons. The record is from RefSeq and is a predicted model, not a curated record.
UCUUUGUCUUAGAUAAGUCUAAAUUGUCGGUAGACUUUUCUUUUUAAAAAGGUUAUGUGGAUAUAGUUCACCGAUGUAAAAUUCCGAUACACAAAAUAAGUAACGCUUUAAUGGCAGGACGUGUUUUUUUUUUUACUACUGGUGACUCGGAGGCCUUUCCAGUUUCACCAGGACAGGUGGGCGAGCAAAGGCUCAGCCAGGAGGGGUGGCAUAUGCUAACAACUGCCCGAGCGCCUCCGAAGGGGACCUAACAACUCAAGAGCAAUUGCUUCGCGAAUGAAUCUACUACCGGAUUGGAAUCGCGACCCGCUGGGAAGAUCCGACGAGAAACUCAGCGGGCUGAUGCGUGGGUUAGGUUGCACGUCGACCGCUUUGUCGAGUUCGACGAGUACGGGGUUCCUCAGCCUGCUCCUAGUGUUAGAGCUGAAGGCGUCUAAUGCACCUAAAUGGCGUUCAAAGACACCCUUCAUAACACCGUGUAAAGUUGGAGAUUCUGCCUGUUUUGUGGCUUCUGCACAAGCGGCAGUGCCGAUCGUGGCCGCCGGCAUUCCCGACCUGGGCAUCAAGCCCUUGGACCCGUUACACAUAUCCGUGAUCAAUGGGAACCAGGGUGGGCUCGAGUUGACCUUUAAGGACACCAUCGUUCGCGGCUUAAGCGGUUGUCACGUGGAAGGUGUUAAAAACGAUCCAGCCAAAAAGAAGCAAGCGGUCACCAUCAAAUGCUCCGUGACGCUAACUGGUGAUUACAAACUUAGCGGUAAACUGUUGGUGCUUCCCAUUGAAGGCGAAGGAAAAUACAAUAUCAAAAUACGAGACAUCGUGAUCAAGACUGCAAACGAUCUGGUGACAGUGACAGGAGCUGACGGCAAGCCACACUGGCAUAUCGAGUCGUGGAAGCACACGUACGAAGUGAAGACUGGAGCUCAUUUCCAAUUUGAGAAUUUGUUUAAUGGAAACAAGGUGUUGGCAACUCCCGUCGAAGAAUUUGUGAACUCAAACUGGAAGGACGUGAUGCAGGAAGUAGCCCCGCCCAUCGUCCGGUCCAUCGUGUCCGAGGUGGUGGCUGCUGUAGAUGCCCUGUACAAGGCUGUGCCGGCCGAAGAACUUUACUUGCAGUAAACUUAUUGUAAUUUUAAAAGGGAAAGCUGUAUAUGUGAUAAAUAAAAUUACUUUUUUUUGGUUACA